UUCAUGUGUUUUGUGGUCAUAAAUAUCGUUGCACUCAAUGAGACCCCUGUGCCCUAUAGGCGCCUAUUGGUGAGCGCUCUCAUGGGAGACCUCAUUGAUGGCACGGAAGUGUUGAGCGCCAAACUUGUGCCCAUAAAAAGAAUGGCCGGAAGAGGUCAGAGAGCGCUGCAGAACCUGCAGAAACUCAAGCAAAAAGAUGACGAGUCAGAGGAACAGAAGAAGGAGUCGGCCUCCGAGCCCAUCCCCAUCAAAGCCGGGGCGCCGAAAGACUCGGCAAAAGUCGACGAAUUCAUAAAGUGCUUGAAAGCCGUCACCCGAAUGAUGGGCUUCACGUUCGCCGAUCCCGACAAACACGUGGCCAGAGAUGAGACGCCCACCGGUUAUGUGAAUGCCAUCAAAGGGUCGAACGCCUCCCAGUGCCAAAUAAUAGUCUGUAUGACUCCCGGCUCGUCGCAGCGCGAAGACCGCUAUAACGCCAUCAAAAGGCUGUGCUAUUGCGAGCUCGGGAUCGCCAGUCAAGUCGUCAGAUCCUACACAUUGACUGAGGCGAAGAUGCGCUCCGUUUGCCAGAAGAUUGCGAUACAGAUGUCAUGCAAAAUCGGUGGCCAGCCGUGGGCUCUGCCCAUACCGUUCAAGUCCUGCAUGAUUGUAGGCAUUGACGUCUACCACGAUCCGACCCAAAGAGGCAAAUCGGUGGUGGGAAUGGUGGCGUCCGUCAACCAGGCCGUCAGCCAAUGGUACUCUCGGGUGUACUUCCAGAACACUCACGAAGAGAUCGUCAACACUCUGGAGUCGGGCAUCAAAGCAAUGCUCGCGAAGUUCUAUGAGGUUAACAAAAGCCUUCCCCAACGCAUCUUCGUCUACAGGGAUGGCGUGAGUGACGGCCAGUUGGGAACCGUUAAGGACUACGAAGUCGUGCAACUGCUGAACGCUCUGCAGGACUUCGGCGCCGCCUACAAUAACUACGUCCCGCAGGUGUCGUAUAUUGUGGUCCAGAAGCGCAUAAACGCUAAACUUUUGAUGAAAAGGGGCGCCGAACUGGACAACCCUCCGCCCGGCUCUGUCGUCGACCACUCCAUCACUCGUAAUAACUAUUACGACUUUUAUCUGAUCUCACAAUACGUGACUCAGGGAACCGUCACUCCCACCCACUAUAUCGUGGUGCACGACACCAAUGCCAUGCCUCCCGACCGGAUGCAGAAGAUUGCCUAUAAGAUGACUCACCUCUACUACAACUGGUUCGGCACUAUCCGAGUGCCCGCUCCCUGUCAGUACGCCCACAAGGCGGCCAAUAUGGUCGGGCAGGUCAUCAAGAAGUCACCGGCGGAAGUGCUCGCAGACAAAUUGUAUUUCCUUUGAACACACACUCGAGUCAUCCAUUUUUUUGUCAUUUGAUUAUCGUUUCAUUUAUAAUUUUCCU
Molecule: messenger RNA, 1420 nt
Organism: Oppiella nova
Lineage: Eukaryota; Metazoa; Arthropoda; Arachnida; Sarcoptiformes; Oppiidae
Source: the annotation of a GenBank genome assembly